AUGGCGCUGCAGGGUGUGUGUGUGUUGUCUCUGUGUGUGCUGACCGCGUGGGCUGCUGUUGAAGGCUCAGGGCUGGUGGACGCCGUGUCUGAGAGGAGAGCGGAGGAGACUCACAGACAGGGCAGCGCUGUGGCCGUGCUGUUCACUCUGCUGCUGACCACCACCAUACUGACCACAUGGCUCUUCAAACACCGCCGCUGCAGACUGCUGCACGAGACCGGACUGGCCAUGAUCUACGGCCUGUUGGUGGGAGUGGUCCUCCGCUUUGGUGUCCACGUCCAGCCAGACGUUAUCGACGCUCCGCUGAGCUGCGUGUCCAACUCCAGUCCCCCAGCUCUGCUGCUGAACAUCAGUGGACGCUUGUAUGAAUACACACUGAGAGGAGAGGUCAGCGACACGCAGGGACAGGACGCCCCCAACGCGGAGAUACUGAGGAAGGUCACUUUCGAUCCGGAGGUGUUCUUUAACGUCUUACUGCCGCCAAUCAUAUUUCACGCUGGAUACAGUCUGAAGAGGAGGCACUUUUUCAGGAAUCUGGGCUCCAUCCUCUCCUACGCGUUUGUAGGAACUGUGAUCUCCUCGUUUGUCAUCGGGGUGGUGAUGUACGGCUGCGUGGCGCUGAUGAGUGCGCUCGGUCAUCUCGGAGGAGACUUCUUCUUCACGGAUUGUCUUUUCUUCGGAGCCAUAAUCUCAGCGACAGACCCAGUGACCGUUCUAGCCAUCUUUAACGAGCUGAGGGUGGACGUGGAUCUGUACGCUCUGCUGUUCGGUGAGAGCGCGCUGAACGACGCUGUGGCCAUCGUUCUCUCGUCGUCUAUAGUAGCGUAUCAGCCGGUCAGCUCCAGCAGCCACUCGUUUGACGGUGGAGCCAUGCUGUGGUCUCUGGGAGUGUUUCUGGGCGUCCUGAGUGGAUCGUUCGCUCUCGGCACGGCAGCCGGAUUCAUCACCGCUCUGGUGACAAAGCUGACCCGUUUGAGGGAUUUCCCCCUGCUGGAAACCUCUCUGUUCUUUCUCAUGUCCUGGAGCACCUUCCUAUUUGCAGAGGCCUGCAGCAUCACUGGUGUGGUAGCUGUGCUGUUCUGUGGAAUCACUCAGGCUCACUACACUCACAGUAACCUGUCAGCAGAAUCUAAAAAACGAACCAGAGAGCUGUUUGAGCUGCUGAACUUUCUAGCUGAGAGCUUCAUCUUCUCCUACAUGGGUCUCACUCUGUUCUCCUUCCAGCACCACGUCUUUAAUCCCGUCUUCAUCAGCGGGGCCUUCCUGGCUAUGUUCCUCGGCAGAGCCGCUAAUAUCUACCCGCUGUCCUUCCUGCUCAACCUCGGCCGCUCCAACCGCAUCAGCUCCAACUUCCAGCACGUCAUGAUGUUCGCAGGGCUGCGGGGGGCGAUGGCCUUUGCCCUGUCCAUCAGAGACACGUCCACUUACGCCAGACAGAUGAUGUUCUCCACCACGCUCCUCAUCGUCUUCUUCACUGUGUGGGUGUUUGGGGGCGGCACCACUCCAGUACUGAGCUACAUGAAUAUCAGAGUGGGCGUCGAGGAAGACCAGGAGGACAGUGGUACAGAGGUGGACGAGGUGGUCAGUAGAAGCUACAGUCAGGACUCUGCCUGGCCAAUCAGACUGUGGUACACAUUCGACCACAACUAUCUGAAGCCCCUCUUGACCCACAGUGGUCCUCCGCUCAUUAAGACUCUACCUGCCUGCUGCUCACCUUUAGCUCGCUGCCUCACCAGCUCUCAGGACUACCAGAAUGUCCACCAGCCGCAGAACGAAGACUCAGAGCUGAUUCUGAAUGAAGCAUCCAGUCUGCUCUACAGUGACCUGCUGAUCAGCACUGAUGACCUCCAUCACCCCUCAGCUGGUCAGCCUGAGAAGACAGAGGACACAUUGCUGGCUUUACCCACUGAAGAGCCUUUGCGACCUUUGAUCCCUCUAACCCCUCCCAUCUCUGAGGCACUUCGCAACAGACUGUGAGGAGCUCCUAGCAGAAAGAUCAACACACCUGUUCAACAAAUGUUACUAUAAUGCACCUGAACCAACUCAUUAACAUGUCCAGGCUCCGCCCACAAAUAU
Molecule: messenger RNA, 2076 nt
Organism: Pygocentrus nattereri (red-bellied piranha)
Lineage: Eukaryota; Metazoa; Chordata; Actinopteri; Characiformes; Serrasalmidae
Gene: slc9a6b
Product: solute carrier family 9 member 6b
Exons: 16
Coding region: 1-1977 (658 amino acids)
Biological process (GO): regulation of pH; proton transmembrane transport; sodium ion transport
Cellular component (GO): recycling endosome; membrane
Molecular function (GO): sodium:proton antiporter activity
Source: RefSeq, a predicted model, not a curated record